AGGGCGUGUCGUUGACGCCUCCCUCUCGGAGAUGGCGUCCCUGCUGCAGUCGGAGCGGGUUCUCUACCUGGUGCAGGGGGAGAAGAAGGUUCGGGCCCCGCUCUCACAGCUCUACUUCUGCCGCUACUGUCGAGAGCUGCGCUCGCUGGAAUGCGUGUCGCACGAGGUGGAUUCCCAUUAUUGCCCCAGUUGCUUAGAAAAUAUGCCAUCUGCUGAGGCCAAACUGAAAAAGAAUAGAUGCGCCAACUGCUUUGACUGUCCCGGCUGCAUGCACACCCUCUCCACCCGAGCAACGAGCAUCUCUACACAGCUCCCAGAUGACCCGGCCAAGACCACCACGAAGAAAGCCUACUACCUGGCCUGUGGGUUUUGUCGCUGGACUUCGAGAGAUGUCGGCAUGGCAGACAAAUCUGUGGCUAGUGGCGGUUGGCAGGAACCUGAAAAUCCUCAUACACAAAGGAUGAACAAACUGAUUGAAUAUUACCAGCAACUUGCCCAGAAAGAGAAAGUUGAGCGUGAUCGCAAGAAACUGGCAAGGCGUCGAAAUUACAUGCCUCUUGCUUUUUCGCAACACACAAUUCAUGUCGCGGACAAAUACGGUCUUGGAACCAGACUUCAGCGCCCACGAGCUGGUGCUUCCAUCAGUACCCUGGCUGGACUUUCCCUUAAAGAGGGAGAGGACCAGAAAGAGAUAAAGAUUGAGCCAGCUCAGGCUGUUGAUGAAGUGGAACCUCUACCUGAAGACUAUUACACAAGACCAGUAAACUUGACAGAGGUGACUACCCUUCAGCAGCGCCUCCUGCAGCCGGACUUCCAGCCAGUCUGUGCUUCCCAGCUCUAUCCUCGCCACAAGCACCUUCUAAUAAAACGGUCCCUACGCUGCCGGAAAUGUGAACAUAAUUUGAGCAAGCCAGAAUUUAAUCCAACAUCUAUCAAAUUCAAAAUCCAACUGGUUGCUGUCAAUUAUAUCCCAGAAGUGAGGAUCAUGUCAAUUCCCAACCUUCGCUGCACGAAGGAGAGCCAGGUGCUCCUGACUCUAACCAACCCGGUGGAGAACCUCACCCAUGUGACCUUGUUGGAGUGUGAAGAGGGGGACGCUGAUAACAUCAAUAGCACUGCAAAGGUAAGAGGGUUUAUCUCACCUGAUGCUAUGGUGGCCAGCUCUUCAGAGGCCUCCUGUUGUGCAUUUUCAUGGUUUGACAGGGCUAACCCGAUGCUGUGUUUGUUCUCUCGUAGCAUCAUAGCCUUCCGAAAGGCCAACAAAGUGGGGAUUUUCAUCAAAGUUACCCCACAGCGUGAGGAGGGUGACGUGACCGUGUGCUUUAAGAUGAAACAUGAUUUUAAAAACCUGGCCGCACCCAUCCGCCCCAUGGAGGAAAGUGACCAGGGCACAGAAGUCAUCUGGCUCACUCAGCAUGUGGAACUCAGCCUGGGCCCGCUUCUCCCGUAAAGGGUCCCACUGGUAGGCAGAGCCCAAGGGAGGUUUGCGUGACCCUGUGUUAAAAAUCGAAGCACUGCUUCGUUAGGCCUUGUUUAUUAACGAUGUACCUGUGCACUACUGAAUGCAGUUCUUAGGAGAGUGGGGGCAGAGGCGAGGUGUUAAGAACAUGGAGAAACAUGCUCCUCCUGCUGUCCCUUCUGUGUCACCAGAGCUUGUGUCUCCACCACUGAACCCUGCACGUUGUAACAGGCUACAUCUGUCCCAAGAAGGGGGUGGUGUCAGAUUUGCUCCCUGAGACUGUCUGAAGUGUCUAAAAAGUGUCUCCUAUUUGGAUCUCAGAGGAUCAGACUGUCACAGGGAAAGUGGAAAUGAUAACCCUGCUACUAAGUCCCAGUGUGGGUCUCCGUGGACCAGCUGCUGUUUGCUUGCACUGGAUGUAAUCUUCAGUCUGUACAACCCUCUGUUUUCCAUCAAGACUCCUGUCUUGCCAUUGAUUUCCAUUUGGGGUCAAAAGAGAAUUGCUCUCUGGGGACUGGGACCUGUGAGUUUCAUAAGGCACACUCAUUUCCUCUCAGUUAAAACAGGACAGGUAUUCUUAUCUAUUGGUUGCUCUUCAGUUUUCCCACAGACUUUGUCUUUACCAAAAAUCUGAGCAGCAAAGAAUUGUGUUGUGCCAAGGGAGCAGUCUUUGUAUCCCGUCCUCCCUACACCCCUCUGCUUUGCCCUUUAAAUCUGUAGCUUAUUUUGGGUAUUUGGGAAUUGGAAAGAGUCCAAAGAGUACUUAAGGGAACGAGUUCACUCCCAGAUGCAAAAAACAUUUUAAAGGUUAGGUUUUUUAAGGCAUCAUCUGAACUAAAGGGGAACUUGACCAUUAUGAUCCUGAGUUCAAAACUGGGUAUGCAGAAGUGAGCCUUUUCUCCUUCCUGGAUUUGUGGAUUGUAUCACACCAAGCAAGGCCACUUGGAUGGUCAAGGCUGAGGUAGUGGUGCAGAGCAUAUUGGCCAGGACACUGGCCUCCCAGCACUCGCGCUUCCCCGGGGCUUGCUGGAGUGGGGAGGUUGGCCUUCAUUUCUGUGUUGUUUUCUGGCAAAGUUUGCCACCAGCUGCACCUCAUGCUCAGUAAACGUAUUGUUAGCAACGGGCCAACAGAUACUCAGAGGAAAGAAAAUGGUCGUUUCACCUGAUUUUACUUUUAAGUUAUAGUCUUUUAUUUAAGUAAAUAGAUAUACUGUAAUCUGGAAUUCAGACAUGACAGAGUAUCUUUCCCAUUGAAAGAUAGAAGUAUUUAGAAAGCCUUUGUAAAACACUAAAUUGUUCUCUUAGGAUCAAGCCAAUUAUAUGAAACCAUAUUCCUACAAAAUAAUAUAUAUCUGCUGCAUUGUAAGAAAAAAAUUACUCAUCUCUCUAAGACUAAGAUGAAUAGAAUGUAGCCUCUUGGGAGCUGGAGUUGGGGGGUAGGUAGUGACAAACUUGCAGACUAUGGAAAGAGUUUAACCUUUUGUAAACCCACAGUGUCAAAAUAAUUUUUAUUUAUCUUUUUACUAAAGCCUAUGAUAACGCCACUGCCCCCUACUGGUCAGUGGAGAAAAUGGGGCUCAAAAUAGAGAGGCUCCCUUGGGAUGGUCACAUGCUUGUAUAGACAACACAGUUUGUGUGUAUGGCGUAUAACGUAUAUAUGUUCCCAAAUGUAAUAAUGUUACAGUAAUAGGCUUCAGACAGCCAUAAAGACAUUUUUGAUCAUAGAAUAAUUAUUCAGAAGCCAAAUUAACAAGCAGAAAAGCAAAGCCGGGUUUAAUACUUCCUCGUGAUAGUUUAUAAUGCAAGCUGGUGUUUUGUGCGUUCAAAGAAAUAGCUCCUAAUUCAGCUGGUGAAUUAGCAAUUGUAUUUGUUUAUUUUUUAUGUUAGAUCAGAUGUACAAUUGUUUAAUGCUAGUAGUGUGGACCCCUAUAGGAGAACUAGAUGCUGGUAGCACUUAAAACCAUAAUUUCGGAAACAAGGCUAAAUUUUUCAGAUUGGUGAUUUGACUACUUUAUUCAAAGUGCUCAUAGGCGUAAUGAACUGUAUGUCAUCCCUAUUUGUGAAGAAACAUCUUUGGUCCCUUUGGGGAAUAAGAGUCGCCCCUUCUUGGUCCUUAUUCAAAGACAGGAUUACUGUUUUGCCUUAUUGCUUAACUUGCUGUAGUGAAAUAAAGCAGAUGAAGCUUG
Molecule: messenger RNA, 3645 nt
Organism: Echinops telfairi (small Madagascar hedgehog)
Lineage: Eukaryota; Metazoa; Chordata; Mammalia; Afrosoricida; Tenrecidae
Gene: DCTN4
Product: dynactin subunit 4
Exons: 13
Coding region: 32-1450 (472 amino acids)
Cellular component (GO): dynactin complex
Source: RefSeq, a predicted model, not a curated record